Molecule: messenger RNA, 735 nt
Organism: Asterias rubens (European starfish)
Lineage: Eukaryota; Metazoa; Echinodermata; Asteroidea; Forcipulatida; Asteriidae
Product: transcriptional regulatory protein AlgP-like
Exons: 3
Coding region: 1-735 (244 amino acids)
Source: RefSeq, a predicted model, not a curated record
AUGAUGGAAAGUCUACAUGUACGUAACUCAACCCUUCCUGAGAUGUUUACAGCCCUGUUCUGCAAUCCUCCCCGACUUAAUUCAAGAUCAGUCAGCCAGCCAGCCAGCCAGUCAGCCAGUCAGCCAGUCAGCCGGACUGUCAGCCAGCCAGCUAGCCAGCCAGUCAGCCAGUCGGCCAGUCAGCCAGUCUGUAAGCCAGCCAGCAAGCCAGCCAGUCAACCAGUCGCCAAUUCAGCCGGCCGGCCAGCCAGUAAGCCAGCCAGCCAGUCAGGCAGCCAGGCAGCCAGCCAGCCAGCCAGCCAGCCAGUCGGCAAGUCAGCCGGACUGUCAGCCAGCCAGCUAGCCAGCCAGUCAGCCAGUCGGCCAGUCGGCCAGUCUGUCAGCCAGCCAGCCAGCCGGCCAGUCAGCCAGUCUGUCAGCCAACCAACAAGCCGGCCAGUCAGCCAGUCUGUCAGCCUGCCAACAAGCCAGCCAGUCAGCCAGUCGGCCAGUCAGCCAGUCUAUCAGCCAGCCAACAAGCCAGCCAGUCAGCCAGUCGCCCAGUCAGCCGGCCGGCCAGCCAGCCAGCCAUCCAGCCAGUCAGCCAGCCAGCCAGCCAGCCAGUCAGCCAGCCAGUCAACCAGUCGCCCAGUCACGCGGCCGGCCAACCAGUCAGCCAGCCAGCCAUGUCCACAGUCUCCACUCAACCAUGGAGGUAACAUCUUACAGUUCAUGUCGUCCAUGGCAUUUCUCUAA